Molecule: messenger RNA, 411 nt
Organism: Podospora anserina S mat+
Lineage: Eukaryota; Fungi; Ascomycota; Sordariomycetes; Sordariales; Podosporaceae
Exons: 2
Coding region: 1-411 (136 amino acids)
Source: RefSeq, a predicted model, not a curated record
AUGAAGUUUCUCAGCGUUAUCGCCCCGGUCCUCUUGGUCUUGAGCGGGCCCAGCAUCGCCUCCCCAACCCCUGAACCCGAGUACCCUACCAUCAGCAACACCACCGUGGUUGACGAGUUGCUUGCUAAGCGGGCCACCUGUUCCGGCUCCCUCAGUACCUGGACCUCAUCCUCUACAACAUGCACAGGAACUGCCGGUCAAGUCAUCACCAACCCUAACAGCGGCCAGUGCUACACCCACGGUUCUGGCGCCGCCCAACUUUUCAGACGUGCUUUGUGGAGUGGUUCCUCGGCCACUGUUACCUUCUAUUCGUCGACCAACUGCAAUCCUGGCACUGUCGUUUCCACCACCACCACUGGCCUGCUUUGCUGGGCCGGAUGGGAGUUUUGGAGUUUCAAAGUCACAUGCUAG